Trichomonas vaginalis G3 is the source of this 1692-nucleotide messenger RNA. Its product is annotated as amelogenin-related protein family. The coding region runs from base 1 to 1692 and encodes 563 amino acids. The record is from RefSeq and is a predicted model, not a curated record. The transcript has a single exon. NCBI's taxonomy places the organism in Eukaryota, Parabasalia, Trichomonadida, Trichomonadidae.
AUGCUAUCCUUUUUCACCGCUCUUAGUUUAGCUAAAGCUUCAGUUUCACGUACUGGACGUUUUUAUGCAGACUUUGAUGGAAACACACUUGAACUCACCAACAAACUAUCUCCUUAUUCGGGCUAUUCAUAUUAUAUUCUUAUUAACAAUCCACCAACAGAUUUACUUCUGAAUGGAGUUAAAGCAUCCUCAAGGUUAUAUAAUUUUUCAUCAAAAACCUAUGUUUUCCAAAGUUCCAAAAUUUAUAAAUUAUAUUUCGACAUUGUCGAAAUUCCUGACUCAUGCACUACCCUUGAUUUCGUUCUACAGCCAGAAAAUUCUGUAUACGAGUACUCACCUGCCUUAGGCGAGCUAGCCACCUCAAAAUGGUAUUGCUUUGUUGCUUACAAUCCAGAAGGUUUCGCUGCAUCCUUCAAUAUCACAGCAGGCACAUUGGAUUAUGCGAAAAGUUCUUUGUAUACCGCAACAUCUAUUCGUACAGAUGGUGGCACAAAAGCAUAUACAAUUACAGGUUCAUUUGUUGCAAAGUUUAAACCAGAUAACACAGAAACUUCCAAGGUCAGUAUCAAGCUUGUUCCUUCUUCAACUUCCACCCCAUCAACCCUCGUUCUUACAGAUCAAUCACAUACAUCAUACUUUAAUGCAACAGCCGUAGAUACAACAGUUCCUCCAUACAUAUUCAUCGACUACGGCAUCCAUACAAAUAGUUAUACUUCAAGUAACACAGUUUACAAUAUCACUUAUAAUACAUAUAUUGUCUUCACACAUUGGAAAGAUGUUUCAGCUGUUGCAACAGUUUCUGGUACUACACUUAAUAUCCUUGGCAACACAAACAUUGUUUCAGUUUUCUUCAACUCAACAGGCACACUUACUCUUUCCAGAAAUUCAUCAAGGAGCACUGCUACAUUUGUUGCAUAUUAUAUGCCAAGCACAUGCCAUUACAUUGUCACAUUAUCUGGUGAAUCAUCAUACAAAUUCGACACAGAUGGCAGCGCCAUCAAAUGUAUGGUUUCCGCCUUCAGUUCGGGCAGUGUUAAUAUUGACAAAGGUUUCUGGGGUGAAUUAUCCACAUACAAUUAUGAUGGCACAUAUUCAUCAUCAUCCAAACCAUUGUACUCAGUUUUCUACAACACAUUCUCAUCUGAGCAUGAAUACUUCAAACAUGAUAUUUCGACAUACUCCAGUGAUAACUCCUAUGCAUAUGUCAUCAAAGGCAAAUCACCAGAAUAUUUAUCAUACUGGAUUGACAGUUCAUCAUAUAACAAGAUCAACAGCGGUGAAUGGUCUAGCAGCGGUCUUGCUGGUUGGGCUAUUGCUCUUAUUGUUAUUGUUGUUAUCAUUGUUAUUGCUGUUGCCAUUACUAUUGUUGCUAUUUGCUGCUGUGCCUGCUGCUCGGUUGUCAACAGAGCUCUUACAAGUUCUAGUUCUAGCUCUAGCUCAAAGAAGAAGAGAAAUACAACAAACACAACUCUUCUUGUCCAACAGCAACCAUACCCACCACAACAGUACCCACCACAACAAAGUUAUCCACCACAGGGAUAUCCUCCACAACAAUAUCCUCCACCAUCACAAGGCGGCCAACCACAACCAUAUGGUUAUUAUCCACCACCACAACAAUAUCCACCACAAGGCUAUGCACCAAAUGGCCAAGUUCCACCUCCUCCAGCCGAUCAACCAAAUCCUUAUGCAUAA